AUGGCCGACGUCAUCGGCGACCAUCCAGACCUCUCUGAGCUGGCUCAGUCGCCUUCUCCUGGUCAGAAACGCAAGCGCGACAUGUCGGAAUCCACAAGUCCCGGUCGUGCCAAGCGUACCAGUGCCGGACCUGACACAGAUACCACUGCUUUCAUCGAAAAUGCUAUCGAAGCUGCUAAUGCUGCAGCUGCCAACGGUGUAAAUGUUGCCGACUUCAGCGCUCUUCAGCAGGCAGCUGCAGCAGAGCACUCUGAGGCCGCUGACCCGGCCAACGCUUCUAGCACUGCCGCUGCUGCCCUCGGAAUGUAUCCCACUCUUCAUGUUCCUCCCUCGACAGAAGAACAGUUCGCUGCGCAGACCAGCAAUGAGCCGACUCACCAGGACCAUACCUUUGGCCACGCCGAUGUAUCGCCUCCCGACGGACUCAUGUCUUCCCUGCCAACUGUCCCUCAGCCCACCAAUGGUGUUCAAGGUGUCCCGCCUCAGCAACCUCACCAGGCGCACCAGCCUCCCCAACCCCAACAGCCUCAGCACCGUUACUCCACUGGAUCGGUCGGCGCCCCGACUAAGAAGCCAGAUGUUGGCUCAGAGGAGUGGCACAAGAUGCGUAAGGACAACCACAAGGAGGUGGAGCGUCGUCGUCGUGAGACCAUCAAUGAGGGCAUUAAUGAGCUGGCCAAGAUUGUACCCAACUGUGAGAAAAACAAAGGAUCCAUCCUUCAGCGUGCCGUUACCUUCAUCAACCAGCUCAAAGAGAACGAGACGCAGAACAUCGAAAAGUGGACUCUUGAAAAGCUGCUUACGGAGCAGGCUAUAGCAGAGCUCAGUGCCUCGAAUGACAAGCUUAAGCAAGAGUGCGAACGACUUUACAAGGAACUUGAGACAUGGAAACGGGUUGCCCAGAAUGCCGGCCUCUCGUAUCCUCAGGCGAACAAGGAGGAACCAGCUGCCACGACUUAG
Messenger RNA from Colletotrichum truncatum, 960 nucleotides. Its product is annotated as helix-loop-helix DNA-binding domain-containing protein. NCBI's taxonomy places the organism in Eukaryota, Fungi, Ascomycota, Sordariomycetes, Glomerellales, Glomerellaceae. Gene Ontology annotation, cellular component: nucleus. The record is from RefSeq and is a predicted model, not a curated record. Gene Ontology annotation, molecular function: DNA-binding transcription factor activity; protein dimerization activity.